AUGUUUGUUUCAUGUAGCAAUUUGAUGAAUCUAAAGACAAUAAGUUCCAGAAGGUUGUUUCAGCUUCUAGACUUGUUUCUUGGGCUAUUCUUGCUCAUCAAAUUUGCUAAUGGCUCUAACCUAAGUGCACGAGAAGAUAGAAUCCUAUGCAAAGACAAGGAGAGACAAGCUCAACCGGAGUUGAAGCAAAGCCUGGUCGAUGAUCAUGGACCAUUUUCUUCUUGGGGAAUUCGUGAUUGUUGUCAGUGGAAAGGUCAUUUGAAUUUUCUAUAUCUCAGUGAUAAUGAUUUUGGGGGCAGUCAGUUUCCAGAUUUCAAUGGUUCCUUGAGCAGAUUAAGGUACCUAAACAUUGCCAAUGCUGGAUUAAGUUGGAGAAUACUUAACCAGCCGGGGAAUCUUUCAAGAUUGGAGUUCCUUGAUCUCGGUGGCAAUAAUUAUAGCGUUAUAAGCUUUGACUGGCUUUACCAUCUAUCUUUUCUAAAAUAUCUUGACCUUAGUUCCAACCAUGUUGGAGAAAACAGUUGGCUGAAAUUAGUGAAUAAGCUUCCUCUUCAUCUAGAGAAUUUGCAGUUGAGGUCGUGUGGCCUUCAUGGUAUUAUAUUGUCCCAACCUCUAAAUGGUUCUUUUGCAUCUCUUAUUAGAGUCAUUAAUGUCUCCAGAAACAGGCUUACUUCUUCUUCUGCAUUGAAAUGGUUGACCAAUAUAAGUAGCAACCUUGCUGAACUUAACCUUGAAUAUAAUAACUUGAUCCAAGCCUCAUUGCCUCGGUGCAUAGAGAGUUCAUUGGAGAUUUUCAACUUGGAUUGGAACAGCCUUCAUGGCUUUAGUCUAGCUUCUUCCAAGCUUGUUGUCUUGGUCCUGGAUGGCAACCAACUUACUGGUCCAUUACCUAAUUUCUGUAAUAAUGCUUUCAUGUCUUUGGAAGAGUUGGAUAUCAGUCACAACAGGUUCAACGGGACAGUGACUGAAAGUUUGGGGUGCUUGUCUAGGCUUAAGCAUUUGCUUGCUUCUCGGAAUUCCAUAGAAGUGCUGGAAUUUCAGACACCAUACCUGUUUGGUUAUGGGACAUCUCCGUACUUGUAUUUCUUGAAUCUCUCUAAUAACCAGAUGAGUGGCAUUCUGCCAGACCUAUUAUCACCCAACACUCUGCUCAUCACUGAAAUGGACUUGAGUUCUAACAUGUUUGAUGGUUUGUUGCCACUCUUACCUUAUAUUAAUGUGUUGAAUCUUGCCAAAAAUAGGUUCACCGGAUCGCUUGAUCCUUUUUGUAAGAUCACAAGUAAGUAUUUGACUUUUCUUGAGGUUUCUGGUAAACUUUUGUCUGGAGAGCUUUCUGAGUGCUUGUUUCCUUGGAAACAACUUCUAGUUCUGAAUUUAGAUAAUAACAACUUCUCAGGGGAAAUUCUUACAUUUUUGGGAUCACUGUUUUCACUUAAAGCUCUUAAUUUACAUAAUAACAAUUUCUCUGGAGAGAUACCUCUAUCUUUGAAGGAUUGCUACAACUAUGUUGAAAAUGCAAGGGUUAGAUGGAAAGGAAACGAGUAUGAAUAUGAAAGAUAUCUUGGACUGUUCAGAGUCAUUGAUCUUUCAAGCAACGAAUUAACUGAAGAGAUUUCCAAUGAGAUAACAAGUCUGCUUGAACUGGUUGCACCCAACUUGUCUAGAAAUGGUUUGACUGGUUUGAUCCCUCACAACAUCAAUCAGUUGAAACAAUUAGAGUCACUUAAUUUGUCAGAAAACCAUUUGUCAGGUAUAAUCCCGGUCACCAUGGCUGAUUUAACUUUCUUGAGUUACUUGGACUUGUAUAAUAACUUGUCAGGAAGAAUCCCAUUAAGCACUCAACUCCACACUUUUGAUGCUUCAGCAUUUGUUGGUAAUGCUUUAGCAUUUGUAGGUAAUCAGGCACUUUGCGGGUCUCAAGUUACGGUGCAAUGCACAGAAGAUAAUACGAAUCCGAACAAACCAGAUCAUAAUAAGCUUGAAAACGGAGAUGAAUUCAGGAAAUGGUUUUAUGCACGAAUGAGAGUUGGAUUCUAG
This is a messenger RNA of Gossypium raimondii (Peruvian cotton), 2037 nucleotides long. Its product is annotated as receptor-like protein EIX1. Bases 1 to 2037 code for a protein of 678 amino acids. Gene Ontology annotation, molecular function: protein binding. The transcript is spliced from 6 exons. The record is from RefSeq and is a predicted model, not a curated record. Lineage: Eukaryota; Viridiplantae; Streptophyta; Magnoliopsida; Malvales; Malvaceae.